AUGUCCUCGAUCCCUUCCUGGCCACUGAAUAUUUAUUACAUUAUGACAAUAAUAUCAUUCCCAAUUUAUUUUUUGGUUACUGUAUGUUUGAUCAGACUACGGUACUGCUCAAGUUUGUAUCGAACCACGUUUUAUACAAUUUUAUUGCAACAUGUGAGUUUUUGUGGGCUUUGAAGUGUUAGGAGACCUCGAGGAAAUCUAGUUAUUCUGAAUUUUAUUUAUUUAUUUUAUUUAUGAUGUGAUUUUGUUUGCAACACAAGUUCAGACAAAUAAUUGCAUUUAGAAGUAAUUAAUUUUUUUUAGAAAAUAAUUCAAUUUUUUCUGGAAAUAUAAUUUUUCAGAAUCUGAAAAUGUUUGAAUUUUGAGCCCAAAGUUAUUUAUAGAUAGGAUUUAGGUAAUCUGAAAAAUAUUCAUCUGUUGUUAUUUAUUUUUUGAGCUAAAAAAAAAUGACGAUAUGAAAUUCUGGAAUUAAUUUCAGGCUGGGGGGAAUUUUAAAAAAAUUCGAAGCACAAUUUUUUUUCAGUAAGAAUUUUAAUUUUGAAAUUUGAUUUAAAGAUGAACAAUGCCUCAAAAUCAGCUGAAAGUAAAAAUUCUGAGCUCAAAAAAUCACAAUUCUCCACUUUUUUUUUUUUUUUUUUUUUUUUUUUUUUUUUAGCUAACCUGAGCAAUGCCUCAAAUUCAUCUUUAAAAAAACGAUUCUGAGAUGAAAAACCAAUAUUUUUGGCUAAUAAUGUCUCUGAAACUUAGAAAAUAAUAGUUUUGGUAUAAUUUUGUUCAGAAUUUUUAACAAUUCCUAAAUAUUUUGUAUCAAAAAUCCUAGAAAGUUUAAAAAAUUCGUAAAAUGAAUUUUAAAAUUCCAGUGCCUGGCUGAUCUUCUCACAAUCUUCAUCUUCACUCUAAUCUGGGCAAUCCGAAUGCUGCCCGGUCUCAAAGAAUUCUAUUUCACCUACCAAGAAUACUACAUAGCUGCCGGCACCUACAAUUCAAUUUAUUAUUUUCUCUACAUUCGUUGUUUUGGUAUAGUUCUUCUAAGUCUUCAUCGAUAUAUUGUUAUAAUUCUUCCAAUGUCAAAAAUCUCUCAAAUUGUCCAACAUCUUCCAAGUUAUCAAAUUAUUCUAUUUUAUUGGACUAUUCCAACUUUAAUAAGUAUCGUAGUUUUGAAAGACACUAAUUUUUCAUAUGACUCAAUUGAAACUAUGGACAUCGUUGCGGAAAGAAGUGUGAUUACGGUAUGUGCCUUUAACGUUGCCACGUCAUAACUUUGUAUUUCCAGAGAAACACAUUGAUGGCCUUGAUCGUAGUUAGCCUAACCUGCCUGAUUUGCUCAAUUUCAUACGGUGCACUAUUUAUGUUCCUACGAAAGCAUAGUUUGGGCUUGAGUCGAUCACUUCGUCGCGAGACCCAUUUAGCUCUUCAGGUCUUGUUUCUUCUUCUCGCAUUUUUUGUCAUUUUUAUCUAUUAUGCUCUUCAGAAUUAUUUUUCAAGAACGCAGAAUGUGAGUUUAUUUUUUGAGUGAAUUUUGAAAGAUAUUAGAAAUGAGCCAAUAAAUUUUGGAGCUACUAGAAAGGCGUUAGCAAAACUUGAAACUACUAGAAAUGCGCCAGCAAAUUCUAGAGGUACUAGGAGAGCGUCAACAAAGUUUGGAGCUUCUAAAAAUGCGUCAGUAAAUUUUAGAGCAACUAAAAUUCUAGGCACAUUUUAAUUUUGACUUUUCAAUUUCACUUGAAGCGUGAAAUGUUUCAGAGAAAUUCCAAAGACUAGAUUUUAGUAUUCUGAAAUUCUUUUUUUGUUUCAAGUCACGCAUGAAUAAGGAAAUGACUUUUAGUUUUUGUGUGAGAAAAUGUGUGUGGGGUUCUAUUUUGGAACUUUUGUUCCCUAAAGUAUAAAGGUGAAAUCAUAGGGUGAGAUUUUUGUGGGAAAAAAUUGGAUCACUAGAGAACCUUACUGAAGUUUAGCUGAGUUUUGGUGCCGGCAAAUUUAGGGAUUUGGAUUCUGGCAAAAAAAUUAUAAAAAUGAAGUUAGAGACACAGAGGAUACACCGUACUUCGGUUGAACCUUCUGAAUUCCCAAAAACAUCCUGCCACGUGACAAUCAAUCAAAUUUCCAGUCGGGACCAAUCUACACAAUGCGAGCAAUUUAUCCGAUCGCAAAUGGAAUUCUCAGCUACAUAAAUCCCUAUUGUAUAAUUCUACUAAAUUCGGAUUUUUCGAAACAAUUCAAAAAUUCACUCAUAUGUCGAGAAAUCAAAGUGGUGGGUUGGAUAGAUUUAUUUUUUUCUGGAAAAAAAAUACAUUUCAAAAUCCAGUUUUCUCUCCCGACAAAAAUCCGAAUCCAAAAAUAACGAAAUUCCAGAGCGAGGUGAAACGAUCAACCAAUCAAACGCCGGCCACAAUUAUGAAAAUUUGA
This is a messenger RNA of Caenorhabditis angaria, 2406 nucleotides long. NCBI's taxonomy places the organism in Eukaryota, Metazoa, Nematoda, Chromadorea, Rhabditida, Rhabditidae. The record is from the annotation of a GenBank genome assembly.